AUGACUGGCGUCAACGUGAUCGGAUACUACCAAACCAUAAUCUACAACGCUCUAGGAAUCACCGGUAGCCGCAACAUCCUCGUAGCAGGAAUCUACAACUGCGUGGGCCCGAUCACAAACCUAUUCUUCAUCAUCUUUCUACUCGACCGCGUGGGCCGUCGCAAGCCCAUGAUGUUCGGCGCGGCUGCGAUCGGCAUCGUCUUGAUUUGCUACACUGGAUUACACUCGCAUAACGAGGACGGAGCACGGCGUGGCUACAGCAUCGGCGGUGUCUUCUUCAUCUUCUGCAUCACGGUCAUUUUCUCUCUAUCUUUUGGUCCCUGCAGCUGGACCUAUAUGGCCGAAGUCAUGCCAAUGCAGAUUCGAGGCAAAGGAAACGCAUUCGCCACCGGAAUCGGAAACUGGACCGUCAGCACCAUCUGGAACCAAGUGUCUCCGAUUGCGCUGGAGAAAAUCCAGUGGAAGUUCUACCUUAUAUUCAUCAUAUGGAAUCUCGGCGUAACCCUCCCAACAGUCUACUUCUUCUUUAAAGAGACCAAGCAAAAGUCCCUUGAGGAAAUCGAUCUUCUCUUUGGUGGACGUGCCCUAGGCAGCUUGCCUGAGGAUGUCACUGCGAAGGGAAAUCUGGAAAUGGCCGAGACGGAGGUGGCGACUGCUAAUGUGGAACAUAGUAAGGUGUGA
Aspergillus melleus is the source of this 681-nucleotide messenger RNA. RefSeq lists its product as uncharacterized. The coding region runs from base 1 to 681 and encodes 226 amino acids. The transcript is spliced from 3 exons. Gene Ontology annotation, biological process: transmembrane transport; carbohydrate transport. Gene Ontology annotation, cellular component: membrane. Gene Ontology annotation, molecular function: carbohydrate:proton symporter activity. NCBI's taxonomy places the organism in Eukaryota, Fungi, Ascomycota, Eurotiomycetes, Eurotiales, Aspergillaceae. The record is from RefSeq and is a predicted model, not a curated record.